UAUAAAACUCUGUAUUUCGCUUAGAGUGCCAGAACUGCUACGCCUUUGCAUAAUAGGAUUUUCUUAAAAUGAAGCUAUUGCAUAAGUUUAUUGUAUUUGCAAUAUGUUUCACUUAUCCCGCACUCGGUGAAAGUAUGAACAUGACACUAUUGAGGACGAAUUCUCGUAUUUUCGAGAACGAAAUUAAACAAGGCAUCGAAUGCCUAAAACAAAUAAUUAAAGAAGGAAUUAGUGGAGUCUCCUUGGAUCCGUUUCGAUGGCCAAUGUUUCCAUUAGACAUACACAAUGAUGUUAUAAGUUCUAAUUUGCUUCUGUCCAAUAUCCUCUUUGACGGGCUGUCAGGAUUUGUAGCGGACCCAGCGAGUUUGAACGUUAUUAUUUGGGGUGGAGCUAAACUAUCGGCUAAGUUUGGAUUGACCUUCGACUCACUAAAUCUCGGUACAAACUACGACGGUUCGUUGAAGUUGAUGCAAAUGAUUAAUCUUUUCGGAACAGGAAAGUUCAAAUUGUUGCUGAAACAAUUGCAACUAGGGCUUGAGUUUGAAAUUGGAAUAAAUCCAAUCAAAAUAUCACAGUUUGAGGCAAAAAUUGGGCUGCCAUCCACACAGUGUGAAGUUACCGGCUUAUUCCACGAUGAAUACUUGAGCAAGAUUAUUACUGGGCAAAUGGAAGACACGCUUAAUUCGCUUGCCAUCGAACAACAAUCUGCUCUUAAUACCCUUAUCAAUGAGAAGCUUGCACCCAUCAUUGAAAUGAUAAAUAAAAGCUUGGCAAAUUUAUCUCUUCAAGAUGUUAUAAAUUUAGUAACAGGUAAUGGUAGUAAAGGUGACAGUCCUAAAGAUUGCAAAUUGGCAUUUUUUAAAGGGUUUAGUUUUCUAAAUGAACAAUUUCCUGGUACCUUUGAUCACUAUUAUAAAUGGGUACAAUAA
Photinus pyralis (common eastern firefly) is the source of this 929-nucleotide messenger RNA. RefSeq lists its product as uncharacterized. The record is from RefSeq and is a predicted model, not a curated record. NCBI's taxonomy places the organism in Eukaryota, Metazoa, Arthropoda, Insecta, Coleoptera, Lampyridae. The transcript is spliced from 4 exons. The coding region runs from base 69 to 929 and encodes 286 amino acids.